Pygoscelis adeliae (Adelie penguin) is the source of this 4617-nucleotide messenger RNA. RefSeq names its product myoneurin (gene MYNN). The record is from RefSeq and is a predicted model, not a curated record. Gene Ontology annotation, molecular function: protein binding. Bases 16 to 1860 code for a protein of 614 amino acids. The transcript has 7 exons. Lineage: Eukaryota; Metazoa; Chordata; Aves; Sphenisciformes; Spheniscidae. Gene Ontology annotation, cellular component: nucleus.
CAGCUCGUUAUCAAAAUGCAGUAUUCCCAUCACUGUGAGCACCUUUUGGAGAGACUGAACAAGCAGCGAGAAGCCGGCUUUCUUUGUGACUGCACUGUUGUUAUUGGUGAAUUCCAGUUCAAAGCACACAGGAAUGUGCUUGCCUCUUUCAGCGAGUACUUCGGUGCAUUUUACAGAGACACGUCUGACAAUAAUGUUGUUUUGGAUCAGACUCAAGUGAAAGCUGAUGGAUUCCAAAAACUCCUGGAAUUUAUUUAUACGGGAAACUUAAACCUUGACAGCUGGAACGUUAAAGAAAUUCACCAGGCUGCCGACUAUCUCAAAGUAGAAGAAGUGGUCACUAAAUGCAAAAUCAAGAUGGAAGACUUUGCUUUUAUUGCUAAUCCCUCUUCUACAGAGACAUCUAGUAUCACUGGAAACAUUGAAAUGAAUCAGCAGACUUGUCUUCUGACUCUCCGAGAUUACAAUAAUCGGGAGACAGCAGAUGCUGCUUCUGUAGAGUUGGUUCAACCACAGGCAAAGAAAGCAGCUUUAGAAAAGAAAUCUCAAACCAAAAAGCGAAAGAAGAAUUUCGGCUCCCCCAAAAGCAUACAGAAUAAAUCCGUACAAUAUCAGAACGAUGUGACAGAGAACACAUCCAUUGAAAUGUUUUUAGACGCAAAUAAGCUGGCCACCCAGAUAACGGAACAGGCUGCCCAAGGCAGUGAUAACUCUGAGCUACAGCUGGCAUCUGUGGUGGAAAGCGAAAUGCUGGCAGCGCAGGAUAUCCUAGUUCAGACUAUUGCAGCAAAACAGAAACGGGGAAAGCCUCAGCAAAGCUGUGCACUGAAGGAGCACUGUAUGUCUAACAUAGCCAGUGAAAAGAACACUUACCAGCUGGAGAGUUCAGGGGAAGAACUUGACCAGAAGUACUCCAAAGCUAAGCCAGUGUGCAACACGUGUGGAAAAGUCUUUUCGGAAGCCAGUAGCCUCCGCCGACACAUGAGAAUACACAAAGGAGUGAAACCGUACGUGUGUCAGCUUUGUGGGAAGGCAUUCACCCAGUGCAAUCAGCUGAAAACACAUGUAAGAACUCACACAGGGGAGAAGCCAUACAAAUGUGAACUAUGCGACAAAGGCUUUGCUCAGAAGUGCCAGUUAGUGUUCCACAGUCGGAUGCAUCAUGGAGAAGAGAAACCAUACAAAUGUGAUGUCUGCAAUCUGCAGUUUGCAACUUCAAGCAAUCUGAAGAUUCAUGCCAGGAAGCAUAGUGGCGAGAAGCCCUACGUGUGUGAUCGGUGUGGUCAGCGGUUUGCUCAGGCCAGCACACUCACCUACCAUGUGCGUCGCCACACGGGGGAGAAACCUUACGUGUGUGACAGUUGCGGAAAAGCCUUUGCCGUCUCAAGUUCUCUCAUCACCCAUUCCCGAAAACAUACAGGAGAGAAGCCAUAUAUCUGUGGCAUUUGUGAAAAGAGUUUUAUUUCCUCUGGAGAGCUCAAUAAACAUUUUCGGUCCCAUACAGGUGAAAGACCAUUUAUCUGUGAAAUGUGUGGAAAUUCUUACACAGAUAUAAAAAAUCUUAAGAAGCACAAAACGAAAGUUCACACAGGAUCUGAAACUCCCCCUGAUUCUAAUGCACUUGAUAAUUCUUUCAAUGAACAAGAAUCCAUUCAGAGUCAGAAAAGUCCUUUAUCAGAGUCCAUAGAUGUGAAGCCCUCUGAGAUGUCUUUAGCACUUCCUCUUCCCAUUGGGACUGAAGACCAUCAGAUGCUGCUUCCCGUGACGGGUAGCCAGUCUCCUUCAUCGGAAACAUUACUAAGAUCUGCUGUGACUGGAUAUUCAGAACCUCAGUUUAUUUUCUUGCAGCAGUUAUACUGACCGUGCAGUACAGAGCCAUCAAGGUAAUUUGGUAGUGAACUUGCAUAUGUUUGGUAAGAUGAACAUAAUCAAGCAAGCAGUCACACUUUUUGAAUUGGACUUGUUCUUUUUUUCCUCAGUGUAAAGACACUUGUAAGGCAUUUCCAUUGUGCAGCGCUGUCUUUUGGUUUUUGUUGAAUUGUGCUAAUCUACAAUCAAAUUUCUAUUUGCAAUUAACACUGAUUUCCAGGAGGCAAUUCCUUUCCAGAAACACCUGCCUUAAGAAUUCUCUGUUAAAUAUGUUAGUGUAUUUUGGAUCUCCUCCCAUAUUCCUUCUGAUCUGAUGUGUCACAAUGUCAUUUGAGAGCAGACAUUUUAAGCCAUAUUUGAUAGUUUAAGAAUAUUAACCCAGAGGUGUAAGGGGAAAAUCAUAAUCUGAAUGUACUAACAAGCUGGUACUCCUGCAUUCCAAGGUGAACAAUGGUACGUGACGGGUAGGCCAGUGCUCUGGUGAGGUGCUUGCAAAGAAUUACUGCUGUCUGCCAGAAGUAGCCAUCUUCAGUUGAGGUCUGACCAGAGGGAAGGAAAGUUUUGUGUAUAUUUUCCUGACAAGGCAAGUAAAGGAGCGUUAAUUUUUUUCUGUAGUGUGUGAAGUCAGAGGGUUCUAAUGGCAUAGAUACUACUGGGUAUUCUUUCCAACAAGUCACUUUUUCUUUUUUUGUUAAGUGAAUCCAGCAUUGUUGUAUCUUGUCCCAGAUUUAUUUUUCACACCCCUGCAAUGCCCUGGUUUUGGCACAAACAGCAACAUUUGCUCAAAAGGAGAGCUGGAACACGCGUGUUGUAGAUCAGACGAAAAGAUGCAUUGACUGAAUUGUGAGGCAUGAAUCAGAGCUUCAUAAUCCUUUUUUUACAGUAGUGCUGCUUCUUGUGCUAGACAGUAGGUACAAAAGAGGAAAUAAAUCCUGCCCUUCACUGUGAAAAUAAUAAGUGAACGCUACAUGAGGGGGCAUUAAGGAAGAAUACAACAGAGCAGAAUGAUAUUCUUCCAGGCAAGGUUUUGUUGGAGUAUGACUGAUUUCUUUUAGUUGAAGUAUUUAUGUACUGCUUUACCUCUCGUGUCACUUGUCCGCAGUAACUGCACAAAACUGGUACCUAGCAAGACUCGUGUAAGGGUAUGUUUUAUUACUAGCAAUGUAAAUUUUUAAAAAGCAACACUUUUAAAGUCUUGGUCAUCAGUUAAAGACUAGUUGACAGUAGGAGUACUUUUAUACUCCGUUUUGCCAGUUUGUGCCAUUAACAUAAUGUAAGCAUGAUUUAAGUAAUCAUCAAAUAGUAAGGAAACAGUCGUAAUACUGUACCAACAAUGCAUUUAAAGAUAUUAUUUGUUGGUUAUUUACUCGGUGCUAGCAUUUUAUUUCCAUUGAUGCCUUGUGUCCAGACACUGAUAAAUAGAAGAGCAUAGGAGAUACCUCUUAACUGAUUCUGUUCUACAUGGAGUAAUAAUUAAUCUGCACCUUAAUUAACAGACUUGUGAAAAAUUUCUUGGAGGAUUUCAUUUAAAUAUUCUGGAAAUAGUCCCUUGACUCCUGAGCAUGACUAUAGAUUCCCCCCCCCGCCACCUCUUCCUACAUGUUUGUACUUGUAAAGUAAUAGACCUUUCGCUUCUUUGUGUUGAUCAUCUUAGUACGUGGCAAGUUUAAAACUCUGCUGCUUGAUCAUGUUUUAUGCUUUAAUAUAUGGCCAAUUUGCUGAUAAAGUCUACCGCAGGCAGCAAGGAGUACAACCAUGUUCACUGGGAACAUUCUUAAUGCAGGCAUCUCUAACUCUGUCCACUGAAGCUAAUUAUUGCCAUACCUGCCUGACCUUUAUUUGCUUUGCUUAUCUGUACUACAACAUUUGUGAACAGCCGAUGUCCUUCACAAUGCUGGCAAAGGACAAUGGAUGAAGUUCUCUGAUUGAUGGGGUUUUUUUCUGUUUGUUUGGCAUUUCCCCCUUUCCUCCCCCGUUUUCUUUUUUAGCUUCUGUUGUUGAUGUAGCCCCUGAAGGAUAUUCCUUAGCCUUGCCAUUUAAGACUGAAGAACCACAAAGAUCGGGAUCUUGACUCUGUGUAAAAAAAGCGAACUCUGUGUAGCUUGUCCUAAGGUUCCUCUUUACUUUCUCUCUCUGAAAAUACAGCAGACGUCUUGGGAUAGACAUAGGCUUAGUCAUGAAUACUGAAACAGAACAAUACCGUAGAAUUCAUAAAUUUCAUAUUUAAACAGCUUUGGAAGAUAAACUAAUGAUAUGCUGCUGUUAUCUGAGGAAAAGUAGCUAAAGAUUAACAUAUCCAGGAUAAAUGACCACAAGAAAGAACUAGCUCUGGAAAAAAAAUUUUUUUAAAAAUCACAUUCCUACAUAGAAAAUGCAUUCCAUAACAAUGUUUGUUUGGACUGUUUUUAUAUUUCUAAAAUUAUAGCUUAUUACUGUAUUCUUAGAUUUCAGACUUUUUUAAAAAAUACAGUGCUUAGAUUUAUACAGGAUUUGUUUAGAUACUUAUAACAGUAACACUUGCUUUAUUAGUCAUUUAGUUUUCUUUAUAGACAAGAAGAUAAUCAUUAUUUUUUACAAGACAACAAUUUUAACCUUUCUUAAUAGAAUACACAGGCUUGUAAUUUUGUCUUGGAGCAAUAAUUUAGUGAUCUGCACUCGAGUCCCCAUAUGAGAGUCUUGAUUUUUAUCCUCAUCUUUUGUGAAGAUAUCUCAGCUGCUGAGGUAUGAUCUCUAUGAACUGUAUUCAUU